Molecule: messenger RNA, 1370 nt
Organism: Trematosphaeria pertusa
Lineage: Eukaryota; Fungi; Ascomycota; Dothideomycetes; Pleosporales; Trematosphaeriaceae
Product: glycosyltransferase family 25 protein
Exons: 2
Coding region: 1-1035 (344 amino acids)
Source: RefSeq, a predicted model, not a curated record
AUGUUCUCCAAACAUUCGUUUCGCUUCAAAGCCUGCGUGGCUUUCGCUUUUCUCAUCAAUAUCUUCUUUCUAGCGAGUUAUGUUCGCCCUAAUAGUCUUCCAAGUUGGACGCCCUGGCGACAGCGCGACAACACUGCUGGAAACAGCACACUUGGAUUCGAAUCAAUUCUAGCCGUCGCUCCGAACGAAGUUCCGGAGAAGUUGAAGUGGCGGAAAGAAGGCCUUCUAAGGGCAGCCGGAUACACAGGCCUGGCCAUCGAGAUCCCACCUCAACCGAUCUGGACCGACGCGGAUACCGACCCUCUUAAAGAAGAAUGGCUGAAGCACAACGAGGUGGUCCGAGAGAACGGCGCCUACUCCUGGCUCGGGCACCUCAACGUCCUCAAUGUCGCCGCGACGCGCACCACUGCCUUGAUAUUAGAGGAUGAUGUUGAUUGGGACAUCGCUACUCGCGAGCACAUGCCCCCAAUCGCUCAGGGUAUACGGAACCUAACAGGAUACUCGCCCGCUAUAUCGCAAGUCGGCUCAGCGAUCCAGGACGUUCCUUUCGGCACCUCCUGGGACUUACUCUGGCUCGGACACUGUGGGGAUAAGAUGGCGGAGAAGCCACCGCCUGUCAUCUUGGACGACCCUUCUGUGCCGCCAUACUUCGAGAGUCUCUGGUCGGGCAUGAACAAGGACCCACAGCACAAGCGGAUCAUCGGCUGGUCGACAAAGCCUAUGUGCACGUUCGCAUACGCCAUUACUGCGCAAGCCGCGAAGAGACUACUCGAGCGCAACGACCACGGAUCGACCGACUUCGAUGUUUGGCUGCACAUACUUUGCAAGGGGUUUCUGAAGUGCGUCGGUGUCAAUCCGGAACUCUUCCACCACCACGAAAAGGCUGGAGCGAAGGAGAGCCUGAUCAAUGGGGAGAAUUCGAAAGAAACGCUCGAUAGGGCGAUGACAAAGAAUAUUUGGCAUUCCGCGAGGUGUAACAGCUUGACCGAAGGGGAGGAACUGGUUACUUGCAUGGGGCCGGCGCCGAAAGUUUGAGAGGAUACGGAGUAGAUGGAACAAGACGAAUGUAUGAUACCCCUUAUCCUUUGCUAUCAAUCCUAGCCAAACUGCUUCGUCGCUACGUCGGACCUUCACCCGGGACUUCUAAGUUUCCUCGGGGUACCACUCGCAGAACUUCCACCCUAAGAUCGAUGAUCAAACAAAUCAUCCGAGAUGCGACUAUUUCAAGCCCUUCUCGAUAUCAGGUUCUUACUCACAUAGCAAGGGACGUGCGCCUCGUCACCCUGGUCCCAUCAGUUCCUGGGUUCAUGGUGCUUACAAUCCUUGGCCCCCCCCAAAUUAUGGAUCGAGCUAAGUACUGUACUCCGGCC